Trichoplax adhaerens is the source of this 2121-nucleotide messenger RNA. RefSeq lists its product as uncharacterized. Gene Ontology annotation, biological process: COPII-coated vesicle cargo loading; endoplasmic reticulum to Golgi vesicle-mediated transport; intracellular protein transport. The annotation marks the transcript as partial. Gene Ontology annotation, molecular function: zinc ion binding; SNARE binding. NCBI's taxonomy places the organism in Eukaryota, Metazoa, Placozoa, Uniplacotomia, Trichoplacea, Trichoplacidae. Gene Ontology annotation, cellular component: endoplasmic reticulum exit site; COPII vesicle coat. The transcript is spliced from 21 exons. The record is from RefSeq and is a predicted model, not a curated record.
AUCUUCUGUUGUACAUUGAACGCAAUCCCUCACAAUGGCAGCCUUUUAUCAAAAUGUAAGGUUCCUUUGGGACUGUAUAUUCAUCCAUACAAAGACAUUCAAAAUCUUACCGUUGUGUCAUCGUCAGUGAUAACGAGAUGUCGUGUUUGUCGUGCCUAUCUAAAUCCGUUUGUAACUCUUUUAUCCAAUCAUAAGUGGAAAUGUAAUCUCUGUUUCCGCGUAAAUGAUCUCCCUAAUGAAUUCGUUUACAAUAGCAAUAUCUCCAUUAAUAAACGACCAGAGUUAAGGAAUUGCACUGUUGAAUUCAUCGCACCUUCGGAAUAUAUGGUUCGUCCUCCUCAACCAGCUGUGUACUUAUUCAUGUUCGAUGUGAGUUUUACUGCUACUAGCACAGGAUACUUGGAGGCCGCGUGUCGGAUUAUGAAGGAAGAGUUAGAUAAGCUACCAGGAGAUUCCAGAACAAUGAUUGGAAUCAUUGCUUUUGAUAGCAGUAUUCAUUUUUUUAAUUUGAAGCCUUCACUUCCCCAGCCGCAGAUGUUAGUCAUAUCUGAAGUUAAUGAUAUUUUUCUACCUUCUCCUGAUGAUCUUUUGGUUAACCUACAAGAAAGUAAAGAGUUAGUCUUAUCACUGCUGGACCAGCUCCCUAACUUGUUUGAUUCAUCAAGAAAUGUUCACAGUGCUACUGGAGCUGCAAUGCAAGCUGGAUAUAAGUUAUUGAUGCCUACAGGAGGACGUAUUACCGUAUUUCAAGUAUCUCUACCUAAUUUUGGACCUGGAGCAUUGAAAAUGCGGGAAGAUCCGAACCAAAGAGCAGCGGCAACAAAGGAGAUACCUCAACUCGUACCUGCUACAGAUUUUUACAAGAAACUAGCUCUUGACUGUUGUAGUCAUCAGAUAUGCAUAGACUUGUUUUCGUUAGCGACACAAUAUGCUGACCUGUCAUCUCUAUCAUGCGUCUCUAAAUAUUCCGCUGGUUGUAUUUACUAUUAUUGUAACUAUCAUCGAACAAACAGUGCAAUCUCGAUGAAGUUUGAAUCAGAAUUUAGACGAUAUCUUAGUCGAAGUCUUGGGUUAGAAGCGGUAAUGAGAAUUCGUUGUACUAGAGGCCUAUCCAUCCACACCUUUUAUGGAAACUUUUUUGUUCGUUCUACUGACUUGUUAGCAUUGCCUAACAUAAAUCCAGACACUAGCUUUGGAAUGCAAGUUUCUAUUGAAGAAUCUUUGAGCGAUUUAAAGCUUGCAUGUUUUCAAGCUGCUUUAUUAUAUACCAAUACCAAAGGAGAACGCAGGAUAAGAGUGCAUACAUUAGCAAUCCCAAUUGUGGCAUCACCUGACCAGAUUUAUAGAUCGCUUGAUUGUCGCCUUAUAGUAAAUUUGCUUUCUAAGAUGGCGGUAGAUAGAACAUUGACAGCAUCAAUAGGAGAUGCGCGAGAGGCCUUGCUCAACGCUAUAAUAGAUACUACAAAAGCAUUUAAAGCUCACAUUAGGUCAUCGCAGAAAUCUGAAGUUAUUCUUCCUUCAUCAUUGAAAUUAUUACCUCUUUACAUCCUUGGGUUAUUAAAACACACCGCAUUUCGUUUAGGGACUAGCACAUCAUUAGAUGCUCGAACAUUCGCUUUACACCAAUUCAACACUUUACCUGUCAAAACAGCUCUACUAACAAUUUACCCAGCUCUUUAUGCUCUCCAUGAUCUGGACAAAAACGAACCGAUACGUACAGCUUCAGGAAUAGUGCCUAAUCCACCCCAAUUACCUUUGUCGUGGGAAAAGAUUUACAAGAAUGGAAUCUACCUUUUAGACGCUGGCACUAUAAUAUUCAUAUGGAUCGGUAAAGCUGUUGACCCACGACUACUUAAUGAAUUAUUCGACAAGGAUAAUUUCUUGAGUCUGCCAGACACCUACAUGAUUUCUCUACCUGAACUUAAUAAUGCAUUGUCAAGUUCAGUAAGGAAAUUUGUUAACACUCUGCGUCUUUCGAGACCAAUUUGUCCUCCCCUAUAUAUCAUAAGGGAAGAUAGCCGCUUUAGGAAAGAAUUUAGCCAAAAUUUCGUUAACGAUCGAACGGAAGCCACGAUGUCUUACUUUGAAUUCAUGGUUCAUGUGCAAAAGCAGCUGAUAUAA